UCAAUGUCGGAACGUUCCGAAGAUGACGUCGGAGCGUUCUCGAAUCCCGUGUCUCUCGGCUGCUGCUGCCGAAGGAACAGGGAAAAAGCAACAAGAAGGAAGAGCAAUGGCGACACUGGAUCGCAAAGUGCCCAGUCCGGAGGCGUUUCUGGGCAAACCCUGGUCCUCCUGGAUCGACGCCGCCAAAUUACACUGCUCCGACAAUGUAGAUUUAGAAGAGGCUGGAAAAGAGGGUGGAAAAAGCAGGGAGGUUAUGAGGCUUAAUAAAGAAGAUAUGCACUUAUUUGGCCAUUACCCAGCACAUGACGACUUCUAUCUCGUAGUGUGCAGUGCCUGUAACCAGGUCGUCAAGCCACAGGUUUUCCAGUCGCACUGCGAGAGAAGACACGGUUCAAUGUGUAGACCUUCUCCCUCUCCAGUGUCUCCAGCCUCCAAUCCCAGGACAUCACUAGUACAGGUGAAAACAAAAGCCUGUCUCAGCGGCCAUCACUCUGCCAGCAGCACCUCAAAGCCAUUCAAAACGCCCAAAGACAAUCUACUUACCUCCAGCAGCAAACAGCACACAGUCUUUCCUGCGAAAGGAUCAAGGGAUAAACCAUGCGUUCCGGUUCCUGUAGUCAGUUUAGAGAAAAUUCCUAACCUAGUGAAGGCAGAUGGUGCCAAUGUCAAAAUGAACUCUACAACCACUACUGCAGUUUCUGCCUCCUCCACCUCAUCCUCUGCCGUCUCCACCCCUUCUUUAAUUAAGCCUGUCCUGAUGUCCAAGUCAGUGCCACCUUCACCAGAGAAGAUCUUAAAUGGCAAAGGAAUUCUGCCAUCCACCAUAGACAAGAAACACCAAAAUGGCACCAAAAACAGCAACAAGCCUUACAGGAGACUUUCAGAGAGAGAAUUUGACCCAAAUAAACACUGUGGAGUAUUGGAUCCCGAGACAAAGAAACCUUGCACAAGAUCCCUCACCUGCAAGACACAUUCGCUAAGCCAUCGGAGGGCAGUCCCAGGCCGGAAAAAGCAAUUCGACCUCCUCCUGGCAGAACACAAAGCCAAGUCCCGGGAAAAAGAAGUUAAAGAUAAAGAGCAUCUCCUGACUUCCACGAGGGAAAUACUUCCCAACCAAUCCGGGCCGGCGCAGGAUUCUCUGCCAGGGUCUUCAGGGAGCUCUGGGCCAGAACCGAAAGUUGCAUCCCCUGCAAAAUCCAGGCCACCUAACUCUGUACUUCCUAGACCACCAUCUGCAAAUAGCAUAAGCAGCAGCGCGUCUUCGAAUCAUAGCGGCUACACUCCAGAGCCCCCACUCCCACCUGUUGGAAGUGACCUCGCCAGCCGACUGUCCAGUGAUGAAGGGGAGAUGGACGGAGCCGACGAAUCCGAGAAGCUAGACUGUCAGUUCUCCACGCACCAUCCCAGACCUCUUGCGUUUUGCUCAUUUGGGAGUCGCCUCAUGGGACGAGGGUACUAUGUUUUUGAUAGAAGAUGGGAUCGUUUUCGAUUCGCACUAAACUCCAUGGUAGAAAAACACCUGAAUUCACAGAUGUGGAAGAAGAUCCCUCCUGCGGCAGAUAGCCCCCUGCCCUCGCCAGCAGCCCACAUCACCAACCCUGUUCCAGCAUCCGUUUUGCAGCCUUUCAGCAACCCCAGUGCUGUGUAUCUUCCUUCAGCUCCCAUCAGCUCGAGGCUCACCUCUUCUUACAUAAUGACAUCAGCCAUGCUCUCAAACGCAGCUUUCGUGACAUCGCCGGACCCGAGCGCCCUCAUGUCCCACACCACAGCUUUCCCUCAUGUGGCCGCAACCCUCAGCAUCAUGGACUCAACCUUCAAGGCCCCAUCCGCCGUGUCCCCGAUACCAGCUGUCAUCCCUUCCCCAUCCCACAAGCCAUCCAAAACCAAAACCAGCAAAUCCUCAAAAGUCAAAGACCUGUCCACCCGUAGCGACGAGUCUCCAAGUAACAAAAAGAGGAAGCCACAGUCUUCGCCUUCCUCCUCCUCCUCCUCCUCAUCCUUGCAGACAUCCCUCUCGUCUCCACUGUCAGGGCCUCACAAAAAGAACUGUGUUUUGAAUGCCAGUUCUUCUUUGAACUCCUAUCAGGCGGCCCCUCCCUAUAACAAUCUGUCUGUGCACAACUCAAACAAUGGGGUGAGCCCACUCAGUGCCAAACUGGAGCCCUCAGGACGGACCUCGCUGCCCAGCGGCCCCGCGGACAUAGUGAGACAGGUGGGCGCGGUGGGAGGCAGCAGUGACUCCGGUCCCCUCUCUGUGCCCUCCCUUGCGCUCCACGCAGGGGACCUCUCUCUGGCCUCACACAAUGCUGUGUCUUCUCUGCCCCUCUCUUUUGACAAAUCAGAAGGAAAAAAGCGUAAGAACUCAAGUUCUAGUAGCAAAGCCUGUAAAAUCACUAAAAUGCCUGGUAUGAAUAGCGUUCACAAAAAGAACCCGCCCAGCCUUCUCGCACCGGUGCCCGAUCCCGUUAACAGCACCUCCUCUCGGCAGGUUGGGAAAAAUAGCAGCCUAGCUUUGUCACAAUCCAGUCCUUCAAGUAUAUCCAGCCCAGGACACAGCCGACAGAACACAAACAGAACGGGCAGGAUAAGGACUCUUCCAUAACAAGACUAUGAAGCCACUUCCACACCAAUUCCAGGCCACCUAAUCCCAUCCCAGGAGGCCACGGGGAGGAGGAGGGAGGGGAGUGGGCUGGAGGGAGAGUCUGUUUUCUGUGUACUCCCUGUGACUCUGGCCUUUCUUCUUCUUUUUUAAUUGACCAAUUUUUAGUUUUAAAGAAAAAGGCAAAAGAACGUGAAUUUGAGAUUUACAGAAAACAGUUCCAGUGUUUGGUUUCCGUUGUCUUUUCUUUCAUUUGCCAUGUUUUUACAUUCUUCCAAAUUUGGGGUCAUUCCCCUAGCUCCUGAUGCUGCUACUGUACCAUCCUUUUGCUCCAGCCAUGACAGUAGACAUUGCAGAAUGUUGGUUCAGGUUGGCAUGCUCUGAAGCUCUUGAACUUCAGCACAGGCAGAGCCCUUUUUCUUCCUGUCCUUUCCACCCGAUCCCUUCCGUCCCCACAUCUGCCACUCUCUGGGUCCUCACUGGCCUUCAAAGGACCUGGCUCUCCUAGGAUCCCCUCAGGACUGCCUGCAGGGAGAGGGGACUUUGCUGGGGAGGAGCUGAGAGUGGAGCGUUGGAGAGUGGGUGGGGUUCCCUCAUCGGGUUUCCACAGCCCACCAUGGCUGGAGCCAAAUGCUAGAAGCAAGAUUGAGAACAGUGGCCAUUUAGUCAUGUGGUUUACCUAAUACCACUGGCCAGCUGUGCAGCUCAGAAAGGAUAAACCAGUCAGGGACAGGGACAGGGGCCAGAACAGGUUUGGGAAGGUGGCAGCAAACAGAGCAUGGUGGCUAGGAGAUGACCCCUAAAAAAAAACUGGGGACUGUGGUGGUCUGAGCUGGUCAGGAAUCUACAGAAUCCCUUCCAGGGAUCAGUGUGCCCAUGCCCACAGCAGGGUGAACUAGGAGGGAGAAAUCCCAGGAAAAAGGUCAUGAGAACCCAGAAAGCCACUCCAUGAGGAGGCACAGUGACCACAGCUGCUAAAGGUUCUUAGGCUGCCUUCCUGGGCUAGGAAGAGCCCUCCAGGGAGAGCUUCUGCAAAAGGGUAUGUGUCACACCUUUUGUGAGAAGGAAUAAUAGCAUUUCCCACCCACCCACCCCCAUGCCCUGGGCCACAGGGACCUGGUGGGAUCAGCACACCCAUGGAUCAGCUUUUGCUGUGUUAGAGACAGCCAUCCCCAAGAAGGAAUGGUAAGGACAGCCACUGCUCAGUGAAGAACAGCCAUUUGGAAGAGCCAUGCUGGAGCCCUGCAGCCAUAGAACUAUUCACACUGGAGUUUUGAAAAAAACAGCAAUACCGUCAGCUCUAGUAGGGAAUCAUAAUCAGGAAAGGAAUUCACAACAUAAAAUAGGUGUUCUGUGCUAUUAAUCAUGUAACUUUGCAUAUGAUGUAUAGCAGAGAUACUGGGAGGUUUUGCUUCAUCCCUAAAUCAGAAAUGAAUGCUAGUUUCACAGCUGGGCAGAACCCUCAUCCCCAACCAGAAGUUUUCCUUUUCUUUCCCAUUCCCCCAACCCAAAGAUCGGACCACUGUUAGGUUUCACCACACAAUUGGAAUUGCAAAGACGGGAGGCAAAUGGAGUGAUUUGCAUCAAUGGAAUUGCACUGACAGUGAGUGUUUCUUAUAGGAUUACUAAAUUUUUUCAUACGAAAUGAUUUUUUUAAAAAUCAGGAGUUGAUAUUAAGUACCAGGACAUUAGUUCGGAUGAUUUCGUUUUUAUUUCUGCAGUGUUAAAAGUGCACUUAUAUGCUGGUUUAUUUACGUCUUGGGGAAAGAGACUGCAAAGUGAAGGGACGAUUGUUACUUUUUCUUUUUUAAAAAAAAAAGUUAAGGCAGAUUUUAAGACUUAUAAAUGUUUAAGAAAUUAUAAACAAGGUUAGACCCUUUGAAAAAAAAUUUAGAAGAUAUUCUUAAAGUAAAUUUUUAUAGUGUUAAUUUUGUAAUAAUUUAUGUUUUACUAUAUUGCAGAGCUAACUGACCAGAAUAGUUUCAGAAACAAUAUGAAACUUAGGAAAGUUUAAGCAAUGUUUAUAUUUUUAAACUGUUCUUUGAAUUAUGUUUUUAUUGUACAUUUCUUCAGACUGAAAAGUAUGUACAUAUCUUUGUUAUUUUUGCACAAUUUUGUCCUGUUGGGUUUCAGAGGUCUGUUGUUUUUUAUAAUUUAUUUUGAGUUGUAAAUCUUGCAGGAGUAAAAACAAAACAAAAUCUCCGCAACAAAAUACCCUCUGAUUUAUAAACUCUUAUGGUCAAAGAGGGAAAACAAAGGUUGAGAGAUUAAGUGGCUGCUUCUGAGAAAUAAUGUCUCAAGGACUAAAGGAGCAAUUCAAUAGGUUUAGACAUUGUAGCUCUCUACAUCUUGAAUUGGAAGCUGGAAUAAAGAGCCCCCCUACCCCCCACCCCCUCAUCAAAUGCUGCUUACUUUGUCAAAAGACUGGCUAUGACCAAGGUGAGGACAUUUGUGGAAAACUGGGCAAAAAGGGAAAGCCCACGGUAUUCUUCCUUUGCAACCAACCACAGGUUUACUUUACAGUGAUGUAUUAAAAACUUGCAGCUUGAAAAACGGAAUACAAAUAAAAGGUUCUUUUUGGGUUUGUCUUAAUGGAGUUAAACUGGAGCAGCCUAUAAAACAUUUUUAGGGUGAUGUCCUCUGGGUCCUUCUGUUCUGCACACCCACUCAGUCUUCUCUCCCAGCCCCUUGACUGCACACACCCCUCUUUGCCUGAAGAUCUCCUGACUUGUCGCCAGCCAUAGAGGCUCGAAAGCUCUGGUUGUUAAGCAUAACGCAAUGCAUAGACCUGUCAGCCAUAAAAAAAGAAAAAAAAAAAAAAAAAAAA
Molecule: messenger RNA, 5426 nt
Organism: Mandrillus leucophaeus (drill)
Lineage: Eukaryota; Metazoa; Chordata; Mammalia; Primates; Cercopithecidae
Gene: ATXN7L1
Product: ataxin 7-like 1
Exons: 12
Coding region: 23-2602 (859 amino acids)
Source: RefSeq, a predicted model, not a curated record